GUCCCGCAAACCAAUCAAAACCUGUGCAACAAUCGGUUUGUCAUCCGUACAAUAGCCCACCUAAAAUUCGAACAAUGCGCUAGUUGCGUCAUUGCCACUGAUUGAUAAUCUACGGCUACUCUUAUCGGCGUAAUUCGGCAAACGUCUACCUACAAUUAAUCGCGCCUCCGAUUUCACCUAAUACUAAUAUUUAGAUCUUUGUCUUAUACUAGAAUAUAUCAGACGAAAAUAUUCGCAGUCGCAAAUAAUUAUCUUUACGUGUUAUAAAGCCAAUUGUCCCCAAAGGCGAUCGGAAUAUCUAAGAGGGCGACUAUGCCUUCAAGUCGACUUGUCCGGCCGGCAGCGGCUCUACUGUCCGCGACUACAAGAAAAGUCCGGCCCGCUACUUGCGGCCGGCUCUACGAAGCUGCGCGACAUGCGCAUACGAGUUCACAGGCGUUGGGUAUAUCAGCGAGGUCAAGACCAGUACUACAAACAGCCUCGAGGUUACCAACAGUAGCGCCGCGGGGUGUGCGAAGCAUUUUCAUCCAGACCGAGACCACGCCGAACCCGGAUGCGCUGAAGUUUUUACCGAAUCACAGGGUGGUGCCUUCGGAAGUUCCUACACCUUUCAUCGAGUACCUAAAUCCGCGGAGUACGAUCGCACCGCCAUACCCGUCGCCGCUUGCCGCACAGUUAAUGAAUAUCGACGGGGUGACGUCCGUGUUCUACGGGCCCGACUUCAUCACGGUGACGAAGUCACCCGAUGCCAACUGGGUACACAUCCGGCCGGAUAUUUUCAGCCUAAUCACUGAGGCUAUAACGUCGGGGCAAGAAAUAGUCACUGUGAGCAAUAAAGAGGGUGGAGAUAAGGGCCAGGAGGUGGGAGAGGAGGACAGUUUGAGCUAUAAUGAAAACGAUAGUGAAGUCGUGGGUAUGAUCAAAGAACUACUCGAGACUCGAAUAAGACCCGCGAUCCAGGAAGAUGGCGGAGAUAUUGAGUUCCGUGGUUUUGAGAAUGGGUAUGUGAACUUGAAGCUCAGGGGAGCGUGCCGAACUUGCGAUUCGAGUACCGUCACUUUGAAGAAUGGUAUUGAGGGAAUGUUAAUGCAUUAUAUCGAGGAGGUCAAAGGUGUACAUCAAGUAAUGGACCAAGAGGAGGAGAUUGCGAUUCAGGAAUUUGCAAAGUUUGAGGAGAAGCUUCGAGCACAAAAGGGGCCAGAUGCAGCACCGACUACACCUGGCAAGGACUCAUUGGAUUCGGUCCCUGGGUAAAGCCUGAAAGACAUGCUUCGUCCGAUCAGAGUUUACAUCUGCCCGUGAGCCUAGGUGCCACCAGCAUCAUCAGCAUUUCUGCGCGAGGGCUAAUGCGGUCACCGGCCUAUCGACCUUUUUUUCGCCAUCUCUGCGUCGCGAAUUAGGUUUUAGCUUUUUCUUUAGGAACCCU
Messenger RNA from Daldinia loculata, 1426 nucleotides. RefSeq names its product HIRA-interacting protein 5. NCBI's taxonomy places the organism in Eukaryota, Fungi, Ascomycota, Sordariomycetes, Xylariales, Hypoxylaceae. Gene Ontology annotation, molecular function: iron ion binding; iron-sulfur cluster binding. The record is from RefSeq and is a predicted model, not a curated record. Gene Ontology annotation, biological process: iron-sulfur cluster assembly. Gene Ontology annotation, cellular component: mitochondrion. Bases 313 to 1254 code for a protein of 313 amino acids. The transcript is spliced from 3 exons.